Nylanderia fulva is the source of this 2323-nucleotide messenger RNA. NCBI's taxonomy places the organism in Eukaryota, Metazoa, Arthropoda, Insecta, Hymenoptera, Formicidae. The record is from RefSeq and is a predicted model, not a curated record.
CAGCCGCAACACGGCAGCAAACCGCCGCGAAGCCUCGGACUGAUAUGCGUGGUCUGCGGGGACACCAGCUCCGGCAAACAUUACGGAAUACUCGCCUGCAACGGUUGCAGCGGCUUCUUCAAGAGGAGCGUCAGACGGAAGCUGAUUUACAGAUGUCAAGCUGGUACCGGAAGAUGCGUCGUGGACAAGGCGCAUCGAAAUCAAUGUCAAGCUUGCCGUUUGAAGAAAUGUAUGCAAAUGGGAAUGAAUAAAGAUGCUGUUCAAAAUGAACGUCAACCGAGGAAUACUGCCACCAUUAGACCGGAAGCGCUCGUCGAGAUGGACCAAGAGCGGGCGCUGCGCGAAGCCGCCGUCGCCGUGGGCGUCUUCGGACCGCCAGUCUCCCUAGCUAUGGCGAGAUACACUACGCCACUACCUCUGCCCACAGUCGCACCGACGACAAACUCUACAAAUAAUGCAGCGACACCACCUCGACAAGACAACGAGGACGGAAAUGCAUCCGAGGAUAGUAUAGAUGUAACGAACGAGGAGCCAUUGACACCUCAACGAAGUGGAUGCGCGCAGCUUCCACCAAUACUCCCGUCAUUAUAUUCACCUGCGAGUGCCGAAACGGUCUACGAGACCAGCGCGAGGCUGCUCUUCAUGGCCGUCAAAUGGGCGAAGAAUCUUCCCUCUUUCGCUGGUCUGCCAUUCAGAGACCAGGUAAUAUUGCUGGAAGAGGUCUGGUCGGAACUGUUUCUCCUAAAUGCGGUUCAAUGGUGUCUGCCACUCGAGUCAUCGCCUCUCUUCAGCGCUGCCGAAUUGACGGCUCUGACCCUCUCGCCGCAUCAGCAUCCGCACUCGGGAUUGCAUCUGCAAACCACCACGGGAAAACCUAGUCAAGUAGCGGCGGAUGUCAGACAUUUGCACGAUACCCUGCAGAGAUACAAGGCAGUCAUGGUCGAUCCCGCGGAAUUCGCCUGCAUGAAAGCCAUCGUUCUCUUCCGCCCAGAAACCCGCGGCUUAAAGGACUCCAGUCAGAUUGAGAAUCUGCAGGAUCAGGCACAGCUGAUGCUGGGACAUCACGCGCGCGCUCAACAGCCGAAUAGCCCGGCCCGAUUUGGCAGGUUGCUGUUGCUGCUCCCGUUGCUGCGAACGGUUCCGGCUGCCAGAGUGGAACUGAUUUAUUUCCAUAGAACUAUCGGCAAUACACCGAUGGAAAAAGUCCUCUGUGACAUGUACAAAAAUUAAAAAUCAUCUCGGACAUCAGAGAACUUUUCCCGAGAAUUACUGCUUCAAUUAAAUUGAUAACGCAAAUUACGCAAGGAUCGCCAAAAGCUUUGGCGCUAAAGCAAGGAUUUACGGAAGGCGGAAUUAAUCACCGAAAAUGGACAGCAAAGACUGGCUAACGAGACUUUCCUAAAAAUAAAAAAAAAUGGAAGAAUCAAGAAGCAAAGCGCAGCUUUGUUCCGAUCAUGAUCAGGCCUAAGGACAAAGUCCUAAGUCCCUUCGAGAUGAUCAUAAGAUAAUAAAUUCGAUUGGCGAGUAUAUUCCUACAAACGCGGAGCACAGGAAGAAUGACGUCACUAACGAAUAAAACGGCAACUAAAAUCGACCGAGGGGCACUCAAUCGCGGCGUAAAUAUACACAUAGACACAUACAUAAUAUAUGUAUUUAUUUAUUAUAGACAUAUAUAUCGGGCGUUAGGCCCAACACGUUGAUAGAGUGUUUUUUUUCGUUUCUCUUGUAGAAGAUUAACGGAUUAAUCCAAAAAAAAACGGAGGUAUUUCGUUUUUUACAUUUUUCCUUCUCUUUUUUUAUACCUUGACUUACGUUCGUCGUGAAAUUACCGAAUUAGAGAGGAAAGUGACGGGAGCGAUGAACAGAUUCUGUAACUUUAUGAAAAAUAUGUGAUUCAGGACUCAAUUAUGGAAUAUAAAUGUUCGUAAAAUUGCAGUGAAAUUAUUUGAAAAAUUAACGCAAUUAAAAUAUUCUUUUGUCUUUUUACACGUGAACAAAUUUAUGCAUCAGAGAUAUGAUUAAUAAACCGUGGCAAUAUAGCUAUACAUAUACAUUACAAAAUCAGAAUUAAAUUGCAUUUGAAAAUUACUCAGGCAGUAAUAUAAAUUCAUAAAAUUUAAUGUUGCAUAAUAUAAUUAAUGAAAGUAAUUUGAUCCACGAAGGUGUGUGAGGAGUUAAUUUUUUUCGGCGCUGUAAAUGAAUGCUCGUCCGCACUUUCUCUGUAUAUUUCGUGUUGUGAUACUAUUCGCUGUAAAAGUCUACGUAUUCUCAAUCGGUGAUAUGUAUUGUAACGAUUACUUGUAAUAAAAGUAAAUCUGAUUAA